This is a messenger RNA of Clarias gariepinus (North African catfish), 425 nucleotides long. RefSeq names its product LYR motif containing 1 (gene lyrm1). The record is from RefSeq and is a predicted model, not a curated record. The transcript is spliced from 4 exons. NCBI's taxonomy places the organism in Eukaryota, Metazoa, Chordata, Actinopteri, Siluriformes, Clariidae. The coding region runs from base 9 to 371 and encodes 120 amino acids. Gene Ontology annotation, cellular component: mitochondrion.
UGAAGGUGAUGGCGUCGAGGCGUGUGGAGGUUCUGGCUCUGUACCGGCAUGUUCUCCGGAUCGCUCGCAGCUGGCAGGCUCAGUCAUCACUCACACACGACACAGAGAGAGAGAGGACGUACAUCAUACAGGAGGCACGCUCACUGUUCACACAGAACAAACAUCUGACAGACCCAGAGUUAAUCAGUAAGUGUGUGGCAGAGUGUGAGGCUCGAAUAGAACUCGGUCUUCAUUACAGAAAUCCAUAUCCCAGACCUUUGUAUCUUCCUCCGAUGGGCUUGGCCACUCAGAAAGGCAGAAAGCUUCGAGCGCAGCAGCGACUCAGGAACCAAGCCAAGCCUGUGUACUUACAGUCCCAUGAUGAGACAUAACACACACACACACACACACACACUGUCAUUGUUUGUACAUUGACUAUGUAUAUU